Molecule: messenger RNA, 1349 nt
Organism: Lactuca saligna
Lineage: Eukaryota; Viridiplantae; Streptophyta; Magnoliopsida; Asterales; Asteraceae
Source: the annotation of a GenBank genome assembly
CUAAAUGGACUCAGGUCCAUGGAAUUCCAUGAUUCGGUCCGCUAGCAAAUGUGGAAGGACCCGAACAAAAUCAAUCAUCUCAUUUGCCCUAAACAUCGCAGGAACAGGACCUCCGACUCACGUUCGUCUUCCUCAGGUAUUAGUUUUGGAGAAGAAGAUCGACUAAAGAUAUAUAAUUCAGAAAGAUGCGAUUACUUACUCAUGCAAUUUCCCAACUCUCUACAAAUUCAAGAGCCACACUGUUAAAAAGCAUCACAAAUUCAUUAGCUUAUAGUUUCAGUUUAAGCAAUCGUUUUCUUUCAACUAAUAAAGGAAACGAAGGUGAUAUUGAUUGGGGCUCUGCAUCAACUUGGUCAAGCGGGCUCACUAAAGAGCAUUUUGAUGGGGAGGUUGUAGGCCACAAAGUAGGCGGCGGUGGCGGUGGUGGUGGUGGUGGUGGUGGAGGAGGUGUAUUAGGGUCAUCUCAACUUGUACCUAGAAAUUGGAAUGAUGAUGAUGAUGAAAUGGAAAAGAUAAGGAAAAUGGCAGCUGAAGCUUCUAGAAAAGAUGGUGAGUUUGCAAGUAAAUGGAAGGAAAGGAUGCGUGAAACAAGUUUGUUAAUGAAACAGGUGAUUGAGCCAGGGGCAAGAGGGUCAUAUUUGAAAGAUUCAGAAAAAGCUGAAAUGUAUCGGCUUCAUAAGGAGAAUCCAGAAGUUUACACUUUUGAGAAAUUAGCAAAAGAUUACAGAAUCAUGAGACAAAGGGUUCAUGCUAUUUUAUGGUUGAAGGAAGAUGAAGAGAAAAUGGAGAAAAAACUUGGACACCCUCUUGAUGAUUCUGUCGAACAGUUGCUUGAUAAUUUCCCCGAAUUCUUUGAUUGGCAUGAUAGGGAAUUUCAUGUUGCGACUUUACCAUAUAAGCCAGAUUUUAAAGUGAUGCCGGAGGGUUGGGAUGGAAGCAUUAAGGAUCCGGAUGAGGUGUUGUAUGAGAUUUCAAUGAAAGAGGAUGAAAUAUUAUAUCAGGAAUUUCUUGAGAAAUUCAACUUUAACAAGAUGAAAAUUGAGGGGAAAGUGAAAGUGCACAAGUAUAGCAGGAGGCGACCAACAGAGGGAUGGGAGAUUACAGUUGAGAAGAUGGGGCCACGUGGCAAACGGGGGGAUGGGGGUGGUUGGAAGUUCAAGAGCUUGGCUGAUGGGUCCACAAGACCACUUAAUGAUUAUGAGAAAAUGUUUGUAAAACGAGAGAAACCUCGCAGGCGACGCAAGAUUCUACACCCAAAAUAAAUUUAAUUCUCAGAUAUUUAGGAUUUUUGUUUGUGUCAAAUGUAGUGCAACCAUUGUUUUUUUUUUUUUUUUUUUUUUUUGUUACUA